UGCCCUACGAGUACCUUCUCGCACCCCGCACGCCGCAUAUAAGUUCCCUCUUCUUUCUCCAUUUCCCUCACGCAUCAGACGCGAAGGCAUCGCUCCAUACCCUCUCUUUCUCUCUCUAGGUUUCUUUCAUCUCUUUCUCUCUUCGCUUUCCAUCCAAGGAAAUUGGCAGUUCAGUCUGCUGUAUCUGCAAUUCGCCAAAGUGGAGUGUGUGACGUCUAGAACUUAUUUAUGUCUGAACGGGCCACUCUCUGUUUGUCGUCAAUUGGAUUACUCGGUGAAUAUAGCCCUACAUCUAGAAAAAAGUGCAGAGCUGCUUCCGUUGAAGUUGAAUGCAAACAGCUUGGUUUAUCAGAGGGGAAUCACGCACAUUUUCUUGGUUGCCAAUUUAUGCAACCGUGUGGUAAAGGAGUAUUUCGGGUUUCAAGAGGCAACACCCUUCUGAUAUAAUCUAUCAUCUCUCACACCAUGGCUCUACAAAACAUCGGUGCUUCAAACCGUGAUGAUGCCUUCUACAGGUAUAAGAUGCCAAGGAUGAUCACUAAGAUUGAAGGCAGAGGAAAUGGCAUCAAGACUAAUGUGGUUAACAUGGUUGAUAUUGCAAAGGCCUUGGCUAGACCUGCUUCCUACACUACAAAGUAUUUUGGCUGUGAGCUUGGAGCCCAAUCAAAAUUUGAUGAGAAGACUGGAACUUCCCACGUGAAUGGUGCUCAUGACACUGCUAAGCUUGCUGGACUUCUUGAGAACUUCAUCAAGAAAUAUGUGCAGUGCUAUGGUUGCGGGAACCCAGAAACCGAAAUUAUUAUAACCAAGACGCAGAUGCUAAAUCUGAAAUGUGCUGCAUGUGGGUUUGUGUCUGAUGUUGAUAUGAGGGACAAGCUCACAACUUUUAUCCUUAAGAAUCCUCCAGAACAGAAGAAGGCGGUUAAAGGAAAGAAAGGCUUGAGGAGGGCCGACAAAGAACAACUUAAGGAAGGGGAGGCCGCUGACGAGGAGCAAAAGAAGCUUAAGAAGGAGGCAGCAAAGAAGAAAGGAACUUCGGGUUCGAGAGCAUCAAGCAAGAAGAAAAGCAAUGGUUCUGAUGAGGAUCGCUCCCCUGCUCACAGCCAGGGAGAUGAGAACGACCAAGCUGCUGAGGAGGAUGGGGAUGAUGAUGUCCAGUGGCAGACGGACACUUCUGUCGAGGCUGCUAAGAAGCGAAUCCAGGAGCAGUUGAGUGCUGUUACUGCUGAUAUGGUGAUGCUUUCUACCAUUGAAGAGAAAAAGUCACCAAAGCAGUCUCCUGAUCGUGAAGUGAAGAAGCCUGAGACAAAGAGCCAUCAGAACGGUGCUGAUUGUUAUACCCACGAAAGACUUGUUAAUGAGAUCAAACAAUCCUUGCAAAAGGGGACGUCUGCAGCUCAGCUUAAAUCCUUUUUGGGCACUCUUUCUGGCACACCCCAAGAAGUUAUGGAUGCCCUACUCGAGGCUCUCUUUGAAGGUGUGGGAAAGGGGUUCUCUAAGGAGGUUUCUAAGAAGAAAAACUACCUGGCUGCAGCAACCCGGAUGGAGGGAUCUCAGACAGUUCUAUUGCAAGCUAUCGAGUCUUUCAGUGGGAAGUCUAACCCUGAUGCUGCAAAGGAAGUGGCUCUUGUUCUAAAACUGUUGUACGAUGUUGACAUUCUGGAGGAGGAAUACAUUAUGAAGUGGUACCAACGGGGCAUAGCUGGGAAGAACAAGAGCUCCCCGAUUUGGAAGAAUGCCAAGCCGUUCAUCGGGUGGCUCCAGAGCGCCGAGUCUGAAACGGAGGAAGAGUGAUGGGUAUUUCUCUGUCGUUGAUUUGCUUGUCGUCCUGUUUUUUCCUUGUUUGCUUAUGCUUUGAGUGUGUUGAAAUAAUGGCCUGUUGGGGCCUUUCCUGUUGUUAGUGUUCACCCUCUGGGCUCCGCUGUUGUUGUCUUUGAUUUUAUCGGUUUCGAGUGCAAUGUCAUUUGGUGGUCGUGUCUGUUUUACCAACUAUUAUUGUGUUCAGUGACAUUGGUUUUCUUAUGCAUUUGCCUUAAUUA
Molecule: messenger RNA, 2039 nt
Organism: Malus domestica (apple)
Lineage: Eukaryota; Viridiplantae; Streptophyta; Magnoliopsida; Rosales; Rosaceae
Product: probable eukaryotic translation initiation factor 5-1
Biological process (GO): formation of translation preinitiation complex; formation of cytoplasmic translation initiation complex; translational initiation
Cellular component (GO): cytosol
Molecular function (GO): translation initiation factor activity; GDP-dissociation inhibitor activity; eukaryotic initiation factor eIF2 binding
Source: RefSeq, a predicted model, not a curated record